AUGUCUCGUCCACAUCCCCUUGACGCCACAUUAUAUGCGCUGACAGAGGACGAAGUUGCGUUCUUCAAAUCCCAAACUGGGAUAGAAGAUGACGCUGCGCUCAAGAGCCACAUCGUUUCCGUGCAGGAGGAAGCUUACAAGAUAUGCCCUUAUCCAUGCAUUCGUCGAUUCGCAUUCACGAAGAUGUACAUUUCGACAUAUCCGUGCUACGACGACUUCCUGAAACUUGGAAAAGAGCGCAAAGGAGCUAUCUACGCUGACAUUGGAUGUUGUUUUGGCAAUGAUCCUAGAAAGGCAGUCAUGGAUGGCUAUCCCGUCGAGCAGGUGCUAGCCUCUGACUUGCGUCCUGAAUUUUGGGACCUUGGACACAAGCUGUUCAAGAGCACGCCUGAUACUUUCCCGGCACGUUUCAUCCCUGCGGACAUCUUCCAACUGAAAGAUUUGCCGAAGAAAGAAGCAGGCUCUGUCCCUGAACUUUCCCAGGUGCAAUCCAUAGGCGAACUCCGAGGAAGUAUCUCUGCCAUCCACGCCUCGGCUCUCUUUCAUCUCUUUGACGAAGAAGGGCAAUUUGAGCUUGCGAAGAUUAUGGCUGCUUUGCUGUCGUCUGAGCCCGGAUCCAUGAUAUUUGGAUCACAUGGCGGUCGACCUGAGAAAGGUAUCCGCUUCGAGGUCGCUCCCGGAUGUGAUAAUAACUUAUUUUGUCACUCACCCGAGAGUUGGCGAUCUUUAUGGGAUGGCGAAAUAUUCCCCAGAGGUACUGUUCGUGUUGACGUAUCAUUGCUGGAAACGGAACGCCGAGAUAUGAUAACAAUCGAUGCUGGUGUCAAGCAAUACCUUCUCGUUUGGUGUAUAACGGUUCUGUAA
Messenger RNA from Desarmillaria tabescens, 864 nucleotides. RefSeq lists its product as uncharacterized. The record is from RefSeq and is a predicted model, not a curated record. Bases 1 to 864 code for a protein of 287 amino acids. The transcript has 5 exons. NCBI's taxonomy places the organism in Eukaryota, Fungi, Basidiomycota, Agaricomycetes, Agaricales, Physalacriaceae.